Messenger RNA from Eucalyptus grandis, 1293 nucleotides. RefSeq names its product TMV resistance protein N-like. The transcript has 4 exons. Gene Ontology annotation, biological process: defense response; signal transduction. Gene Ontology annotation, molecular function: ADP binding. The coding region runs from base 1 to 1293 and encodes 430 amino acids. The record is from RefSeq and is a predicted model, not a curated record. NCBI's taxonomy places the organism in Eukaryota, Viridiplantae, Streptophyta, Magnoliopsida, Myrtales, Myrtaceae.
AUGGCUUCUUCAUUGAAACUUGAAAGAAUUUACCAUGUGUUCUUGAGUUUUAGAGGUGAGGACGUCCGAAAUAGCUUUCUCAAUCAUCUCUACACAACUCUUGACCACAAUGGAUUCUACACUUAUGUUGAUAGCAAGGAGCUUAGGAAAGGAGAGCAAAUAGCGCCAACACUUAUGAAGGCAAUCGAGGAAUCGCAUAUUGCAAUCAUCAUUUUCUCCAAGAAUUACGCUUCCUCACGGUGGUGUUUGGAAGAGGUGGCAAAAAUCAUGGACUGCAAGGAAGAAAGAGAUCUCACAGUCUUUCCCUUGUUCUAUAAAGUGGAUCCUGGAGAAGUAAGAACACCUAGAGAGAGGUACAAAAAAGCUAUGGUUGAGCAUGAGUCCAAGUUAGGGAAGGAUUCAAAGGCAUUGAAGAGAUGGGAGAAAGCUCUUUCCGAUGCUAGUAACUUGUCCGGUUGGCAUUUGAAAGAUGGAGAUGAGUCAGAGCUUCUACAAAGAAUUGUGUCAGAAAUCUCCACUCAUCUAAACCAGACACUUUUGCAUGUUGCUACGCAUCCGUUACAUGCUUUAGUAGGAGAAGGCAAGUGGUUUCACAAUGGGAGUAGGAUCAUUAUUACUACAAGAGACAGCCAUUUGCUAACUUAUCUCGGGAUAGAUCAAGAUCAUGUGUAUGAAGUUAGUGAGUUGGAUGACAGUGAUGCUCGUGAGCUAUUUAGUAAGCAUGCUUUUUCGACACACCACAACUUUAAAAUCAGGACAAAUCUAGUGGAUAGUGUUCUAAAUCAUGCUAAAGGCCUUCCUUUAGCACUCGAGGUGCUAGGUUCUUUCUUACGUGGUAGAAGAGAAUAUGAAUGGGAAAGUGCACUGGAUGAUAUUUCUACAGCUCCCAAGAAAGGCAUCAAUGAUGUGCUUAAAAUAAGUUACGAUGGACUAGAGCCAAAAGUUAAAGAGAUCUUUCUCCACAUUGCUUGCUUCUUUAAGGGGUGGGAUAGUGAGUAUGUAAAGAAAGUUCUUGACAGUUGCGAUCUUAAAGCAGUAAUAGGAUUACAGAUUCUCAUGGAGAGGUCUUUGAUAAGAAUUGAGUCCGGGAACAUACAAAUGCAUGACUUGAUUCAAUUGAUGGGUAUGGAUAUUGUGAUCCAAGAAAGCGAUGAUCUUGGGAGACGCAGUAGACUAUGGCUGUAUGAUGGCAUUGUCGAUGUUUUGUCAAGCAACAUGGGAAAUUGUGUUGUAAAAGCCAUAGUGUUGCAGUCACCUGAGCCGGCAGAGAUAUGUAUUGGUCAGAUGCUUUGA